Oxyura jamaicensis (ruddy duck) is the source of this 2510-nucleotide messenger RNA. It is a transcript of the gene SPRY1, whose product is annotated as sprouty RTK signaling antagonist 1. NCBI's taxonomy places the organism in Eukaryota, Metazoa, Chordata, Aves, Anseriformes, Anatidae. Gene Ontology annotation, biological process: negative regulation of fibroblast growth factor receptor signaling pathway; animal organ development; negative regulation of Ras protein signal transduction. The coding region runs from base 310 to 1272 and encodes 320 amino acids. Gene Ontology annotation, cellular component: membrane; cytosol. The transcript is spliced from 2 exons. The record is from RefSeq and is a predicted model, not a curated record.
UCUUGCUUUCUUCCUAAGCCUGUGACCCUAAGGCCCUCACAGGUGACAUUAAACGUAAAAUGAAACCUUCGGCUGGUGGAUCAGCGCAGAGACUCUGCGUCCUGGUAGAAGCUGGUGCUAAGCUUUUAUCAGCAGAGUGAUACAGAUGCAUGGCUACCCGCUAGGAUAAGUCCUGCUCUGUCCUUCCCCGUGCGUCCACGGUGCCUGUGCCGCUCGCGUUGCGAACAGCUCCGUGCCAUCUGUGGGCUGGAGAGGGUUUCAGAUGCAUGCCAGGUUCCCGCUGAAUGCCAGAGGUAGAGAUUGCUACAGAUGGAGCCCCAAAGUCAACAUGGCAGCGGUGGUUCGUUAGUAGUGAUUCAGCAGCCCUCUUUGGACAGCCGGCAGCGGUUGGACUAUGAAAGAGAGAGCCAGCCAACAACGAUCCUGUCGCUGGACCAGAUCAAGGCCAUCAGGGGCAGCAAUGAGUACACCGAAGGUCCAUCUGUGGUGAAAAAAGCUGGUCCGCGGACAGCACCGAGGCAAGAGAAGCAUGAAAGGACUCAUGAAAUUAUACCGAUUAAUGUGAAUAAUAAUUACGAACACAGACCCAGUCACGUGGGACAUGUGGCACAUCAGCAUAACGCGAGGGCCCCGGUCUUGAGCAGAUCAACGAGCACGGGGAGUGCAGCCAGCUCUGGGAGCAACAGCAGCGCCUCUUCAGAGCAAGGACUGCUGGGCCGGUCGCCUCCAUCCAGGCCGGGUUCAGGCCACAGGUCCGACCGGACAAUCCGGACGCAGCCCAAGCAGUCGUCUCUGAUUGUAGAUGAUCUGAAGGGUCCUCUGAAAGAGGACUUGACACAGCACAAGUUUAUCUGCGAACAGUGUGGGAAGUGCAAAUGUGGUGAAUGCACAGCCCCGAGGGCCCUUCCUUCCUGCUUGGCCUGCAACCGGCAGUGCUUGUGCUCUGCGGAGAGCAUGGUGGAGUACGGCACCUGCAUGUGCUUGGUCAAAGGGAUCUUCUACCACUGUUCGAACGACGAUGAAGGGGACUCAUACGCGGAUAAUCCCUGCUCCUGCUCCCAGUCACAUUGCUGUUCUAGGUACCUGUGCAUGGGAGCAAUGUCCUUGUUUUUGCCUUGCUUGCUCUGCUACCCUCCUGCAAAAGGAUGCCUCAAACUGUGUCGAGGGUGUUACGACCGUGUCAAUCGUCCAGGCUGCCGAUGCAAGAACUCCAACACUGUCUAUUGUAAACUGGAGAGCUGCCCCUCUCGGGGUCAGGGCAAGCCCUCAUGAUUUUUGGAGGGAGGUUUACUUCCUCCAACUUUGAUUUUCAGGUUGUAGCUGAUUUUUUUUUUCCUUUUUUUUCCUUCCCCCAUUUAGGGGGGGUGGGGAGACUGCUCUUUGGCUUUCUCCCUCCACUUCAAAUACACAAGUUCUUCCCUUUGCAUCUGUGUUCUCCUCUUUUUAUUCACUCAACUGAGUGUGGAGUGUUUUACGUAGUCAUUGCUGCUCUUUGGUAAGUGUGGACUUAGUAUCUGCGUCUGCCGCUCACUUUGGCAGGGUCAUCUGAGUUUGUAACUGAACCACUCCUGACAGAGACAGUGAGGGCUCACUGGGCUCUUCCAGCUUCUUGCUCUGAAUAUCUUCCCAAAGAUGUUUUUCCUUCUCAGCAUUUUUUUUGUCGUUAACCCCUUGGGUACCAAGGAGUAACUUUUCAUGAGUGAGCUGGAUUGUGAAAUAACUUCUUGAGUGUGCUCUUCCUGGAGAGGGAUGUAAAAUAAAGGCUUUACCAAAUGAAAGGCCUGAUUCUUCUGUAAGCAGCCUGCAGCCUGCCUUUUUUUUUUUUUUUUUUUUUGACCUCCACCUCUUUUAUCUUAACUGUUGGAAUAUUCUCAGUCCUGAGAGUAGCUGAUUGUUUCUUCCUUUGCUUUUUUUUUUUUUUAACUUGAGUUUUUGCUACACUAUGUAGAUCUUCACAUUGGAGACAUUAUGGCUGCAACUGUACGCAUUUGUUUCUCUUGCUGUCAAAUCUUUGAAGGAUAUUGCUCACUCCACCUUCCUGCUCCUGUUUUAUAGUCCAUCAGUAUCAUGUUGAUAUUAAACUCGGUGGUGUUCAUAUAUCCAAACAGCCUUCAGGUGUCAUUGAGUCACCUAAACUUUCUUGAAUCUUUAAUGUUUCUUGUGAUCCUCUGGUUUAGUGAAUUUAGCUCUGCUCUGUACUUUAUAAUUUUAUUCUGUUCCCUGUUUUAUUGCCUUAGCCACAAAUUGUGGUCCUUUUUUGUAUAUUUUAUGUAUAAAACACAAAGUUGAAUCCCAACUAUUUUUAAGACAAAAGUCUGUUAAAACUUUUUUUAUUGUAAAGAAUAUUUAUUAUGUGAAUCUCUAUUAUUUUAUGAUAUUUAUUGCAAAAGACUUUGAAAAUGUACUCAUGUCUGAAUAUAACAAAAUAUCAAUACUUAACGAAAUAAGGAUGACACGAAGAAAGUACAUAUGUUAACUAUAAUGCAGAAAAUAUAUUAAUUAAUGAAAAU